Closterium sp. NIES-65 is the source of this 864-nucleotide messenger RNA. The record is from the annotation of a GenBank genome assembly. NCBI's taxonomy places the organism in Eukaryota, Viridiplantae, Streptophyta, Zygnematophyceae, Desmidiales, Closteriaceae.
AUGGAAUGCCUAGACUGUAGUUCGAGGCCUUUCUACGUGUAUUCUGCUCUAGAAUCGUAUAGAGGUAGUGCGGCUUGCAGAAUAGCUGCUGCAUCCAGAGGCGCAGAGGCGUCAGAUUCCCCACCAAUCCAACCCCCCGCUCAACGUCGGCGCGUGUGGAGUCCUUCCAGCAGUGAAAACGUAUUCAUACCACCUACGUUUGAUGAGCCAGCCGAUGAGGACGGUGUGGAAGCGGCAGCCGCUCGUGCCGCCGAUGAUCCGGAGGCAUUCAUGGCACGCAUGAGUGACUCGAAUGGGAUAGCGGAACACACUUCCUCUCUCCCUGCUAUCCAUUCUGCGAUUCCUGGCUCUCCCUUCCUCUCCCUCACCAUCCUGAUGCAUUUCCAGCACAUCCUCUCUCUCCCGGCUAUGCCCGCCUCUCCCAACCUCUCUCUCACCCACUCUUUCUCUCUCCCUGCUAGUCAUCCUGCCAAGCCCGCCUCUCCCAACCUCUCCCUGCUCCCCAUUCUGCUAUACCACAACCUCCCUGCCAUCCCUUCUCUCUCCUGCGCUUCCCUCUUGCGCCUUGCCCCACAUUCUGGUUUUCCAGUCCCUCUCUACCUCUCCCUGCCAUUCCUUCUCUCUCCUGCGCUUCCCUCUCGCGCCUUGCCCCGCAUUCUGGUUUUCCAGUCCCUCUCUACCUCUCCCUGCCAUUCCUUCUCUCUCCUGCGCUUCCCUCUCGCGCCUUGCCCCGCAUUAUGGUUUUCCAGUCCCUCCCUUCCUCUCCCUGCCACACUCUCUGAGUUUCCAGCCCCUGGUAGACCCUCUGUUGCUCCACCGUAUCACCCCUGCACUUCCCUCUCUCUCCCUGCCACACUUCCGUGA